Molecule: messenger RNA, 2095 nt
Organism: Triplophysa rosa
Lineage: Eukaryota; Metazoa; Chordata; Actinopteri; Cypriniformes; Nemacheilidae
Gene: b4galt6
Product: UDP-Gal:betaGlcNAc beta 1,4- galactosyltransferase, polypeptide 6
Exons: 9
Coding region: 779-1924 (381 amino acids)
Biological process (GO): carbohydrate metabolic process; glycosphingolipid biosynthetic process
Molecular function (GO): UDP-galactose:glucosylceramide beta-1,4-galactosyltransferase activity
Source: RefSeq, a predicted model, not a curated record
UUCAUCUUUAUCUCUCACUUUCUGUAAUAGUCUCGCAUAAACAAUCCGUAUGUACUUUUAUUUUGAAAACCCAUUCUCAAGCGCGAGACAUGACGCCUCUCACGCCUCUUGCCAACAGCCAUUUUGUGGGUCACGCCUACCGGAAACGGUGUCUGCACCUGCACCGACAGCAAAACCACAAUCGCAGGAGGAGUCCCAGUCGAGACCGUCACGUUCAUUCGACUCUAUCCCUCUUUUCCCGGUUUUCGGUAGUUCUACCACAGGUUAACUGCCGUUUCGGGAUUCAUUGAGCCGGAGAGCUGUUUGUUGGAACGAGGGGCUUUCAGCGAGAGAGAGAGGGGGAAAGAGGGAGGAAGGGCAGGUCCCUCAUCAUCAUCACUUUCACUCCCUUCAUCAUUUCCAAUCAUCAUCAUCACCAACGCGACGAGGCGUUUCCGCGAUUGAAACACACCGGAGCGCUAAAGCAGCAUCUACAACCGGACAGAAAUGCAGCGCGUUGACUACACGCCGAGCCCGGACUCCGUUUGAUGCAGGCCCGUUCGCGUUUUAUUAUUUAUUUAUUAUUUAUCUGGAAAUUUCUUGACUUUGUCAGGAGAGCGAACGAGCAGUGCGGCCUAGCAUCCGCUGCGUACGGCUGAAUGAACGAUGCGGACUUUAGCAGCUCUCUGAUUUACCGCCGCGUUUCAACGGAUGACCGUUUCACCGCGUCAAACAGCGUCUCUUCUCUUCGAUCUGCGUAUUUUUAUGGGAUUGACGGACAGUUGGUAGCACCGAUAAAAUGUGGAAGCCGAGGCGACUGAUGCGGUUGUCCAACCGCUCCUUAAUGGCCUUCAUCUUUUUCUUCUCCAUGUCCACGACUUGUCUCUACUUCAUCUAUGCGGCUCCUGGAAUAGUCAACACAUAUUUCUUCAUGGUACAGGCUCAGGGUAUCAUGUUACGAGACAAUGUUCGAACCAUCGGUCACAUGAUCAGGCUAUACACCAAUAAGAACAGUACUCUCAAUGGUACAGAUUAUCCAGAUGGAAAUAACUCUAGUGAAUAUAUCGCUCAACCAACCACAUACCUCCCUGAGAACUUCACCUAUGCUCAAAACCUGCCCUGCCCCGAACGGUUACCUUCUAUGAAGGGUCAGAUGGAAGUCAACAUGAUGGAGGUUCCUAUGGAGGAGAUCGAACAGAGGCUUCGACAUCUAGACAUUCAGUUUGGAGGCCACUGGAAGCCCAAAGACUGCAAACCACGCUGGAAGGUGGCCAUAUUAAUCCCCUUCAGGAAUCGCCACGAGCAUCUUCCCAUUCUCUUUCAGCACCUCGCUCCCAUGCUUCAACGCCAACGCUUGCAGUUCGCCUUCUAUGUCAUUGAACAGACGGGUACCCAGCCGUUUAACCGUGCCAUGCUGUUUAACGUGGGCUUCAAAGAGGCUAUGAAAGACCUGGACUGGGACUGUGUUGUGUUUCACGAUGUCGAUCACAUCCCAGAAAACGACCGUAACUAUUAUGGCUGUGGUCAGAUGCCUCGACAUUUCGCCGCAAAGCUUGAUAAAUAUAUGUACAUCCUUCCUUACAAUGAGUUCUUCGGUGGAGUAAGUGGACUUACUGUCGAACAAUUCCGUAAGAUCAAUGGCUUUCCCAAUGCAUUCUGGGGAUGGGGGGGAGAGGACGAUGACCUCUGGAACAGGGUUCAUUACGCAGGUUUCAAUGUGACCAGGCCGGAGGGAGAUCUUGGCAAGUACAAAUCUAUAGCUCAUCACCACAGAGGAGAAGUCCAGUUCCUUGGAAGGUACAAGUUGCUGAGGUACUCCAAAGAGAGACAACAUCUGGACGGCUUGAACAAUCUGCAAUACUCACCGAAGAUCUCUCUGAGUAGCAUUUAUAAGAACAUCACCGUGAAUCUGAAUCCCGAACUCGCCCCCAUAUCAGACUACUGACAGGCUCCGCCCACCCCAUUGUGACCUCGCGAAUGGGUGGAGUUAAACGUGAUGUAUCUAUGCCAAAUGCCCUUAAUCACAGGAUAGGGAAAGGGCAAAUGCCUGUCUAAUGCACAGUUAAUUGGGUGAUGCGUGCCUGUGUGAAUACUGGAUCAUAUCUGUGGGUGGGUG